CCUAUGCUUCGGUAGUUCUCGUUUCUUUUCGACUUCCUAAGCCCGACUUUUUGAUUUGAAAGACGCCCUUUUUUCACUUUUUCAACUCCGUUCUUCUGUGGCUCCCUCUCGCUUUGCUGAUCUCACUCCGAUCGGCGAUUUUCCAGGCGACAAAUCGUCUAACGCAUUGGUUGGCGGAGCCCUUGACUCUCUCGCUUACUGAUCUCACUCCCAUUGGCAUUUUAAUCUCCGCCACCCAAAGGUUUGUGAGAUUGUUGGCAGGUUGCAGAAGAUGGGUUCUCUUUGAAAGGUCCCAUUAACAUUUCUAAGCUUUAGGUUUGUGAUACUUGUGAAGUUGCUGUGUCUCUUAUAAAAUCAUUUUCUUAGUAAAAGUGAGCUAAAGGUCAGCUCAUCUAAGCAGUGGUUGACAAUUUGUUAAGCUGAAGACAUUGUCAAAUCUGGCACAUUGAGUAGCUGGCUGACCUAUAGAUGAUUGACCAUGUAAAUACUAACAAAUGACAUUGAAGGUCAAGUAUGCAGAUAAUGAAAUUUCCAAGGCGUUACUUGAUUGUCAUUUUGACCUUCAUCAGCACAUCCGUUUGCUACGUAGAACGUGUGGGCUUCUCGAUUGCAUACACAGUUGCUGCAGAUGCUGCAGGAGUUAACCAAUCCAGCAAAGGCACAAUACUUUCUACUUUCUAUUAUGGAUAUGCCUGUUCACAGGUUCCUGGAGGAUGGGCAGCUCAGAAAAUUGGGGGAAGGAAAGUGCUUCUCCUAUCAUUUGUCUUAUGGUCAAUGACUUGUGCAUUAGUUCCACUUGACCCCAAUAGGGUCUUAAUCUUGGUGGUUGCUCGCUUGCUUGUUGGUGUCGCACAAGGGUUCAUCUUCCCCUCUAUCCAUACGGUUCUAGCACAGUGGGUUCCACCCCAUGAAAGAUCCAGAUCUGUUUCUCUUACAACUUCUGGUAUGUAUUUAGGUGCUGCUAUGGGAAUGCUUUUCCUUCCAAGCCUGGUAAAAUAUAAAGGACCUCAGUCUGUUUUUAUUGCUGAGGCAGCAUUAGGUGCCAUGUGGUGUAUACUUUGGUUCAAGUAUGCCAGUGAUCCGCCUCGCUCUGAACACCCCAAAGCUACAGCUGCUGGUUUUGGGGAAUCUUUGUUGCCAAUCAAAGGAAGCCAGAAAAUGAAAGUUGAGAAUGGUGGAAGUUCUGUCAGAAGUGCUGCCAAAAUACCAUGGAAGAGAAUUUUAAUUAGUUUCCCAGUCUGGGCAAUUGUGGUAAAUAAUUUCACCUUCCAUUAUGCAUUAUACGUUUUAAUGAACUGGCUUCCAACAUACUUUGAACUAGGCCUCCAGCUUAGCCUUCAGGAGAUGGGUUCUUCUAAGAUGAUGCCUUAUCUCAACAUGUUUAUAUUCUCAAAUAUUGGCGGGGUGGCUGCCGACUACUUAGUAACCAACAGAAUCUUGUCUAUAACUAGAACGAGGAAAUUCUUGAACACUGUAGGCUUUAUGGUUGCAUCUCUUGCACUUAUGGCAAUUCCCAUCUUUAGAACUUCUGGUGGAGCUGUCCUAUGUUCUUCUGUGGCUCUUGGGUUCUUGGCACUUGGGAGAGCUGGUUUCGCAGUGAAUCACAUGGAUAUUGCUCCACGGUACGCAGGGAUUGUUAUGGGAGUUUCAAAUACUGCAGGAACAUUGGCCGGGAUUAUUGGAGUUGAUUUGACUGGCAAGCUUCUGGAAGCUGCAAGGUCUGUGGAUUCAGAUCUUUCAAGUCCGGAAAGCUGGAAAGCGGUGUUUUUUAUACCAGGGUUGCUCUGCAUAUUUAGUUCUUUUGUAUUCUUGCUAUUCUCAACAGGAGAGAGAAUUUUCGAUUAAGUUAUGGGUUUUGCAUGCCAAGCUCCUACUGUUCACGCUUGUCUGUGGAGACUGAAAAAGUUUUGCUGGUGAACCUGCUGGUCUAGUCUAGCAUACCAUUCUAGUUACCACAAAAGUGUAUAGAACUUGAGAGACCCAUAAAAGAUUUGAGAAAGUCAGAAAUAAUGUUGUAUUCCACCAUUUCAUACUUGCCUAGGAAGGUUAUACUGAAUUGAAGAGCCAUUCAAAAUUUGAUAGUGGUCAGCAUAGGGUAGAUAAACUAUUGAAAAAUUGUUGUUUUAUGUAUUUGUUGAAUUUUUUUAAUUGUGUCUUUAUACAUGGGUUUAGUGCAUGAACCCAAAUGCUUGUACUUGGAUUCCACCGAGGAAAGAAAAACUCAAAAUAAAAUCCUUGCAUAUUUUCCUGAAAAAUAAAGAAUUAUAUUUAUAUUUUUA
Messenger RNA from Ziziphus jujuba (common jujube), 2279 nucleotides. RefSeq names its product probable anion transporter 5. Gene Ontology annotation, molecular function: transmembrane transporter activity. Lineage: Eukaryota; Viridiplantae; Streptophyta; Magnoliopsida; Rosales; Rhamnaceae. The coding region runs from base 514 to 1845 and encodes 443 amino acids. Gene Ontology annotation, biological process: transmembrane transport. The transcript has 3 exons. The record is from RefSeq and is a predicted model, not a curated record.